AUGACCAAGGUGGACGGAAACAUGGAAGCGAGAGACAGUGUUGUGCUAAAGUUGGUAGCGUUUUGGAGGAAAACAGGUGUUCGCCAGAAAUUGCCAUGGUUGUUUCUCCUAAUUUCAUUAAUUGGAUCAAUAUUAAAGGAUCUACAGUUAUUCCCGAAGACGUAUUUCAGUGACAGCAAGAAUGUUCUGAAUGUAUAUUUUGUCAAAGUUUCCUGGGGCUGGACCCUGUUACUGCUAUUCCCUUUUAUGGUCCUCUCCAACUCUUACCAAGGGACCUGGGGGUUUGUGCUGCGGCGACUGAGUUCUCUGGUGGUGGCGACAGGCAUCUGGUACACUUGUACCCAGUCCUUCUUCUACAUCGAAGAUGUCACUGGCGCCUGCUAUGAGACGCAAACCAUGCAGGUGAUACGGGGUGAGUUCUUCACCAAAGCAGAGUGCAGGAGGGCGGGUUUCCAGUGGCACGGCUACGACAUCUCCGGCCACUCCUUCAUCCUCACCUACUCGGCCCUCAUGAUCGUGGAGGAGAUCGCCCCCAUGGUCCACCUGAGGUCAGCCAGCGUGCAGUCCGACACCUGCGCCAACACCAUCCUUGAUGCAUUGUACAUCUCCCUGAACGCUCUAGUGGCGCUGUGGAUUUGGAUGUUCAUGUGCACCUCUGUUUAUUUUCACGACCUGUCUCACAAGCUUUUGGGGACCUCCUGCGGCAUACUGGGGUGGUAUCUCACCUAUCGAGCAUGGUACCCAAAACCACUCUCGCCCGGGCUCCCUCCACAGCAGAAACAACACGCUUAGGCGGGGGGGGCAACAUACCGCCACACUGUGGCAGCGGAAUCCACCUACCUACACUACGCUGUCAAAUCACUGACUGGAGUUUCCUCUUGAGGGUCCAAGCUGACCUGUCUAUUUUAAGGUAUUUUCCCCUCAAAGGUCAUUUUGAACCAAGGGAUUGGUUUGCAGUCCUGUGUGUUAGUAGUCGUCAGCUGGUGUACUUAAAAUGACUUGGGGUAAUCUGAGAUUAAUGCUAUGCAUGGUAUGUACUUCAUGGUUAACGCCCGGUCCCUUUUUUGUGUUUAAUUUUUUUUUUCUGUUGCUGCCUUUGAAUACAGGAGAUUUUGUGUGGCUGUUUAUCCAGGUACUGUAAGAAGAUUGCAACAAAGCAAUCAUUGUUGUAGAGAUUUAAA
Molecule: messenger RNA, 1181 nt
Organism: Megalops cyprinoides (Indo-Pacific tarpon)
Lineage: Eukaryota; Metazoa; Chordata; Actinopteri; Elopiformes; Megalopidae
Gene: fitm2
Product: fat storage inducing transmembrane protein 2
Exons: 2
Coding region: 1-792 (263 amino acids)
Biological process (GO): lipid storage; lipid droplet organization; phospholipid biosynthetic process
Cellular component (GO): endoplasmic reticulum membrane
Source: RefSeq, a predicted model, not a curated record